AUGGCCGACGAAAUCGACUAUGAGGGUCUACCCUCAAAUGCCGGUCUUGGUGUCAAUAUGCUUGCAGGCGCACUCGCUGGCAUUUCCGAGCACGCUGUGAUGUUCCCCAUAGACAGUAUCAAAACACGGAUGCAGGUUUUCGCCACAUCACCGCUCGCUGUAUACAGCGGUGUUGGCAAUGCAUUCUCCAGGAUCGCCUCCACAGAAGGAGUCCGAGCCCUCUGGAGAGGUGUUUCAUCCGUCAUUCUCGGUGCCGGUCCCGCUCACGCAGUGCAUUUCGGGACGUUAGAGGCAGUCAAGGAGCUAUGUGGAGGCAACGAGGCUGGGAACCAGUGGUUAGCUACUUCAUUGGCAGGAGCCUCAGGUACGAUAGCAGCCGACGCUUUUAUGAACCCUUUCGAUGUUGUCAAGCAACGAAUGCAGGUUCACAAGUCGGAAUUCCGUUCUGUAUGGGUGUGCGCUCGCUCAGUCUACCGAGCAGAGGGUAUUGGCGCCUUCUACGUUUCCUACCCCACAACAUUAGCCAUUACGAUUCCCUUCAAUGCCAUCCAAUACACCGUCUACGACCAUCUCAAAAAGUUCAUGAACCCCCGAAAUGAAUACUCGCCCCAGUCCCACAUAAUCGCUGGAGGAAUUGCUGGUGCAGUGGCUGCCGCUGUGACAACGCCUCUCGACGUAGCCAAGACGAUUCUGCAGACACGAGGGGCGUCCACGGAAGCUGACAUCCGGAAUGUCAAGGGUAUGGCCGACGCAUUCAAAGUUAUCUGGGCGAGGGACGGACUGAAAGGAUUCGGGAGAGGAUUGACGCCAAGAGUACUGACUAUCAUGCCGAGUUCCGCGCUGUGCUGGAUGUCCUACGAGUUCUUCAAAGCGGCCAUCCGAUCUGAUUAA
Psilocybe cubensis is the source of this 891-nucleotide messenger RNA. RefSeq lists its product as uncharacterized. NCBI's taxonomy places the organism in Eukaryota, Fungi, Basidiomycota, Agaricomycetes, Agaricales, Agrocybaceae. Bases 1 to 891 code for a protein of 296 amino acids. Gene Ontology annotation, biological process: iron import into the mitochondrion. The transcript is spliced from 7 exons. Gene Ontology annotation, cellular component: mitochondrial membrane. Gene Ontology annotation, molecular function: ferrous iron transmembrane transporter activity. The record is from RefSeq and is a predicted model, not a curated record.